AUGUCUGGUGCCGCCGAGCGAGAAUCCGUCUUCCCGACCCGGCAGUCGCUGGGCAUAAUGAAAGCAAAGCUUAAAGGUGCAGAAACAGGCCAUAGCUUGCUGAAAAGGAAGAGUGAGGCUCUUACAAAACGAUUCCGAGAAAUUACCAAACGAAUAGAUGAGGCAAAGCGGAAAAUGGGACGUGUGAUGCAGAUUGCGGCUUUCUCGCUCGCCGAAGUCACCUAUGCCGUUGGAACAGACAUCGGCUAUCAGGUCCAAGAAUCGGCAAAGUCGGCACGAUUUCGGAUCCGUACAAGACAGGAAAAUGUAUCUGGAGUGCUUUUGCCCGCUUUCGAGAGUCAUCUUGCCGAAGGCAGCAACGAUUUUGGUUUGACAGGACUGGGCAAAGGAGGGCAGCAAGUCCAACGUUGCAGAGAGACGUACGCAAGAGCUGUCGAGGCACUCGUAGAGCUCGCUAGCCUUCAAACUGCUUUUGUGAUACUUGAUGAGGUCAUUAAGGUGGCGAACAAGAAGCACCGCGAUACGGCUGCUGCAGACGCUGAGAUGAAAGCAAAGCGUAAGGUAUCAUCACUAGAACAGCGGAAUGAGGCGCAUGAGGGUCAUGUGGAAAAUUCAAGGGAUAUUCUGGCUGCGGACGAGGAUGAGGACAUCAUUUUUUAA
Messenger RNA from Drechmeria coniospora, 660 nucleotides. RefSeq lists its product as uncharacterized. The transcript is spliced from 5 exons. Gene Ontology annotation, cellular component: fungal-type vacuole membrane; vacuolar proton-transporting V-type ATPase complex. The record is from RefSeq and is a predicted model, not a curated record. Gene Ontology annotation, biological process: vacuolar acidification. Bases 1 to 660 code for a protein of 219 amino acids. Gene Ontology annotation, molecular function: proton-transporting ATPase activity, rotational mechanism. NCBI's taxonomy places the organism in Eukaryota, Fungi, Ascomycota, Sordariomycetes, Hypocreales, Ophiocordycipitaceae.